Molecule: messenger RNA, 14250 nt
Organism: Pan troglodytes (chimpanzee)
Lineage: Eukaryota; Metazoa; Chordata; Mammalia; Primates; Hominidae
Gene: LYST
Product: lysosomal trafficking regulator
Exons: 55
Coding region: 779-12349 (3856 amino acids)
Molecular function (GO): protein binding
Source: RefSeq, a predicted model, not a curated record
GGACUUGAUUUGCCAAAUUCCCCAUGUGAUACAAGCGUGGCCACCUGCCAAAGAGCCAGAGGGAGAGAGGGCCACUCGCCUUCCUGGUGACACAGAGAUUUCCUAGCCCCGUUACCAAACGAAAAAAACAACGCAAGGGCUUCUAAGAAGCCAUCCCAAUGACCUUUUGGCUUUGAGAAGAGCAGUCCUCAUACCAGAGGGUUUGGGGUUUUGGCCUCUUUCAGUGUUUAUUCAUUCUUACAUGGGAAAGUUGUAUUCUGAGGUUUCUGUGGUGCAUGAAGCUUUUGCCUUCACCAUCUGUUCCCGUGUCUUCCUCGGGUGACAUCAGAGUACAGCAGUAUUUUCCCUUGCCAUCUAAUGGGGUUUGGGCUGUUUGACUCAACCGUGUGUGUUCCUCAAUGCCAGGGGAAUAAUCCUACCCUAAGUCAGCUGAACAGAAGCCAGGAUCUAACUGCAAACAAGAGACCCAGCUUGCUUAACAGCAUGGAAGAGACCAGUUUCGUUGCAGCUACCUGGGAAGACGGUUGCUAAUUAGCCUGCAACAAAGAGUUCCUUGCUCAUCUAAAAGAGGCAAUCACUGUUCAGGCUGGGAUGUUACAAUCUCAUUGAAGAUUAUAAUUCUGGAGUCAAAUUAGCUGAAGACUUUCCUGCUUAAAAAGUUUUCCAGCAUGUGAUACAUGCGUGAAGCUUUGUUCUAAGAAUAUUUGUUUCAUCUAGUUUAUGAGUCCAAAUGAUAUAGACUCUAAAUGUCACAGCAGUGGUGAAAGACUGCUCGGUCAUGAGCACCGACAGUAACUCACUGGCACGUGAAUUUCUGACCGAUGUCAACCGGCUUUGCAAUGCAGUGGUCCAGAGGGUGGAGGCCAGGGAGGAAGAAGAGGAGGAGACGCACAUGGCAACCCUUGGACAGUACCUUGUCCAUGGUCGAGGAUUUCUAUUACUUACCAAGCUAAAUUCUAUAAUUGAUCAGGCAUUGACAUGUAGAGAAGAACUCCUGACUCUUCUUCUGUCUCUCCUUCCACUGGUAUGGAAGAUACCUGUGCAAGAAGAAAAGGCAACAGAUUUUAACCUACCGCUCUCAGCAGAUAUAAUCCUGACCAAAGAAAAGAACUCAAGUUCACAAAGAUCCACUCAGGAAAAAUUACAGUUAGAAGGAAGUGCCCUGUCUAGUCAGGUUUCUGCAAAAGUAAAUGUUUUUCGAAAAAGCAGACGACAGCGUAAAAUUACCCAUCGCUAUUCUGUAAGAGAUGCAAGAAAGACACAGCUCUCCACCUCAGAUUCAGAAGCCAAUUCAGAUGAAAAAGGCAUAGCAAUGAAUAAGCAUAGAAGGCCCCAUCUGCUGCAGCAUUUUGUAACAUCGUUUCCUAAACAAGACCACCCUAAAGCUAAACUUGACCGCUUAGCAACCAAAGAAGAACAGACUCCUCCAGAUGCUAUGGCUUUGGAAAAUUCCAGAGAGAUUAUUCCAAGACAGGGGUCAAACACUGACACUUUAAGUGAGCCAGCUGCCUUGUCUGUUAUCAGUAACAUGAACAAUUCUCCGUUUGACUUAUGUCAUGUUUUGUUAUCUUUAUUAGAAAAAGUUUGUAAGUUUGACGUUACCUUGAAUCAUAAUUCUCCUUUAGCAGCCAGUGUAGUGCCCACACUAACUGAAUUCCUAGCAGGCUUUGGGGACUGCUGCAGUCUGAGCGACAACUUGGAGAGUCGAGUAGUUUCUGCAGGUUGGACCGAAGAACCGGUGGCUUUGAUUCAAAGGAUGCUCUUUCGAACAGUGUUGCAUCUUCUGUCAGUAGACGUUAGUACUGCAGAGAUGAUGCCAGAAAAUCUUAGGAAAAAUUUAACUGAAUUGCUUAGAGCAGCUUUAAAAAUUAGAAUAUGCCUAGAAAAGCAGCCUGACCCUUUUGCACCAAGACAAAAGAAAACACUGCAGGAGGUUCAGGAAGAUUUUGUGUUUUCAAAGUAUCGUCAUAGAGCCCUUCUUUUACCUGAGCUUUUGGAAGGAGUUCUUCAGAUUCUGAUCUGUUGUCUUCAAAGUGCAGCUUCAAAUCCGUUCUACUUCAGUCAAGCCAUGGAUUUGGUUCAAGAAUUCAUUCAGCAUCAUGGAUUUAAUUUAUUUGAAACAGCAGUUCUUCAAAUGGAAUGGCUGGUUUUAAGAGAUGGAGUUCCUCCCGAGGCCUCAGAGCAUUUGAAAGCCCUAAUAAAUAGUGUGAUGAAAAUAAUGAGCACUGUCAAAAAAGUGAAAUCAGAGCAACUUCAUCAUUCGAUGUGUACAAGAAAAAGGCACAGACGAUGUGAAUAUUCUCAUUUUAUGCAUCAUCACCGAGAUCUCUCAGGUCUUCUGGUUUCGGCUUUUAAAAACCAGGUUUCCAAAAACCCAUUUGAAGAGACUGCAGAUGGAGAUGUUUAUUAUCCUGAGCGGUGCUGUUGCAUUGCAGUGUGUGCCCAUCAGUGCUUGCGCUUACUACAGCAGGCUUCCUUGAGCAGCACUUGUGUCCAGAUCCUAUUGGGUGUUCAUAACAUUGGAAUAUGCUGUUGUAUGGAUCCCAAAUCUGUAAUCACUCCUUUGCUCCAUGCUUUUAAAUUGCCAGCACUGAAAAAUUUUCAGCAGCAUAUAUUGAAUAUCCUUAACAAACUUAUUUUGGAUCAGUUAGGAGGAGCAGAGAUAUCACCAAAAAUUAAAAAAGCAGCUUGUAAUAUUUGUACUGUUGACUCUGACCAACUAGCCCAAUUAGAAGAGACACUGCAGGGAAACUUAUGUGAUGCUGAACUCUCCUCAAGUUUAUCCAGUCCUUCUUACAGAUUUCAAGGGAUCCUGCCCAGCAGUGGAUCUGAAGAUUUGUUGUGGAAAUGGGAUGCUUUAAAGGCUUAUCAGAACUUUGUUUUUGAAGAAGACAGAUUACAUAGUAUACAGAUUGCAAAUCACAUUUGCAAUUUAAUCCAGAAAGGCAAUAUAGUUGUUCAGUGGAAACUAUAUAAUUACAUAUUUAAUCCUGUGCUCCAAAGAGGAGUUGAAUUAGCACAUCAUUGUCAACACCUAAGCGUUACUUCAGCUCAAAGUCAUGUAUGUAGCCAUCAUAACCAGUGCUUGCCUCAGGACGUGCUUCAGAUUUAUGUAAAAACUCUGCCUAUCCUGCUUAAAUCCAGGGUAAUAAGAGAUUUGUUUUUGAGUUGUAAUGGAGUAAGUCAAAUAAUCGAAUUAAAUUACUUAAAUGGUAUUCGAAGUCAUUCUCUAAAAGCAUUUGAAACUCUGAUAGUCAGCCUAGGGGAGCAACAGAAAGAUGCCUCAGUUCCAGGUAUUGAUGGGAUAGACAUUGAACAGAAGGAGUUGUCCUCUGUACAUGUGGGUACUUCUUUUCAUCAUCAGCAAGCUUAUUCAGAUUCUCCUCAGAGUCUCAGCAAAUUUUAUGCUGGCCUCAAAGAAGCUUAUCCAAAGAGACGGAAGACUGUUAACCAAGAUGUUCAUAUCAACACAAUAAACCUAUUCCUCUGUGUGGCUUUUUUAUGUGUAAGUAAAGAAGCAGAGUCUGACAGGGAGUCGGCCAAUGACUCAGAAGAUACUUCUGGCUAUGACAGCACAGCCAGCGAGCCUUUAAGUCAUAUGCUGCCAUGUAUAUCUCUCGAGAGCCUUGUCUUGCCUUCUCCUGAACAUAUGCACCAAGCAGCAGACAUUUGGUCUAUGUGUCGUUGGAUCUACAUGUUGAGUUCAGUCUUCCAGAAACAGUUUUAUAGGCUUGGUGGUUUCCGAGUAUGCCAUAAGUUAAUAUUUAUGAUAAUACAGAAACUGUUCAGAAGUCACAAAGAGGAGCAAGGAAAAAAGGAGGGAGAUACAAAUGUAAAUGAAAACCAGGAUUUAAACAGAAUUUCUCAACCUAAGAGAACUAUGAAGGAAGAUUUAUUAUCUUUGGCUAUAAAAAGUGACCCCAUACCAUCAGAACUAGGUAGUCUAAAAAAGAGUGCUGACAGUUUAGGUAAAUUAGAGUUACAGCAUAUUUCUUCCAUAAAUGUGGAAGAAGUUUCAGCUACUGAAGCCGCUCCCGAGGAAGCAAAGCUAUUUACAAGUCAAGAAAGUGAGACCUCACUUCAAAGUAUACGACUUUUGGAAGCCCUUCUGGCCAUUUGUCUUCAUGGUGCCAGAACUAGUCAACAGAAGAUGGAAUUGGAGUUACCUAAUCAGAACUUGUCUGUGGAAAGUAUAUUAUUUGAAAUGAGGGACCAUCUUUCCCAGUCAAAGGUGAUUGAAACACAACUAGCAAAGCCUUUAUUUGAUGCCCUGCUUCGAGUUGCCCUCGGGAAUUAUUCAGCAGAUUUUGAACAUAAUGAUGCUGUGACUGAGAAGAGUCAUCAGUCUGCAGAAGAAUUGUCAUCCCAGCCUGGUGAUUUUUCAGAAGAAGCUGAGGAUUCUCAGUGUUGUAGUUUUAAACUUUUAGUUGAAGAAGAAGGUUACGAAGCAGAUAGUGAAAGCAAUCCUGAAGAUGGCGAAACCCAGGAUGAUGGGGUAGACUUAAAGUCUGAAACAGAAGGUUUCAGUGCAUCAAGCCGUCCAAAUGACUUACUCGAAAACCUCACUCAAGGGGAAAUAAUAUAUCCUGAGAUAUGUAUGCUGGAAUUAAAUUUGCUUUCUGCUAGUAAAGCCAAACUUGAUGUGCUUGCCCAUGUAUUUGAGAGUUUUUUGAAAAUUAUUAGGCAGAAAGAAAAGAAUGUUUUUCUGCUCAUGCAACAGGGAACUGUGAAAAAUCUUUUAGGAGGGUUCUUGAGUAUUUUAACACAGGCUGAUUCUGAUUUUCAAGCAUGCCAGAGAGUAUUGGUGGAUCUUUUGGUAUCUUUGAUGAGUUCAAGAACAUGUUCAGAAGAGCUAACCCUUCUUUUGAGAAUAUUUCUGGAGAAAUCUCCUUGUACAAAAAUUCUUCUUCUGGGUAUUCUGAAAAUUAUUGAAAGUGAUACUACUAUGAGCCCUUCACAGUAUCUAACCUUCCCUUUACUGCAUGCUCCAAAUUUAAGCAACGGUGUUUCAUCACAAAAGUAUCCUGGGAUUUUAAACAGUAAGGCCAUGGGUUUAUUGAGAAGAGCACGAGUUUCACGGAGCAAGAAAGAGGCUGAUAGAGAGAGUUUUCCCCAUCGGCUGCUUUCAUCUUGGCACAUAGCCCCAGUCCACCUGCCGUUGCUGGGGCAAAACUGCUGGCCACACCUAUCAGAAGGUUUCAGUGUUUCCCUGUGGUUUAAUGUGGAGUGUAUCCAUGAAGCUGAGAGUACUACAGAAAAAGGAAAGAAGAUAAAGAAAAGAAACAAAUCAUUAAUUUUACCAGAUAGCAGUUUUGAUGGUACAGAGAGCGACAGACCAGAAGGCGCAGAGUACAUAAAUCCUGGUGAAAGACUCAUAGAAGAAGGAUGUAUUCAUAUAAUUUCACUGGGAUCCAAAGCGUUGAUGAUCCAAGUGUGGGCUGAUCCCCACAAUGCCACUCUUAUCUUUCGUGUGUGCAUGGAUUCAAAUGAUGACAUGAAAGCUGUUUUACUAGCACAGGUUGAAUCACAGGAGAAUAUUUUCCUCCCAAGCAAAUGGCAACAUUUAGUACUCACCUACUUACAGCAGCCCCAAGGGAAAAGGAGGAUUCAUGGGAAAAUCUCCAUAUGGGUCUCUGGACAGAGGAAGCCUGAUGUUACUUUGGAUUUUAUGCUUCCAAGAAAAACAAGUUUGUCAUCUGAUAGCAAUAAAACAUUUUGCAUGAUUGGCCAUUGUUUAUCAUCCCAAGAAGAGUUUUUGCAGUUGGCUGGAAAAUGGGACCUGGGAAAUUUGCUUCUCUUCAACGGAGCUAAGGUUGGUUCACAAGAGGCCUUUUAUCUGUAUGCUUGUGGACCCAACCAUACAUCUGUAAUGCCAUGUAAGUAUGGCAAGCCAGUGAAUGACUACUCCAAAUAUAUUAAUAAAGAAAUUUUGCGAUGUGAACAAAUCAGAGAACUUUUUAUGACCAAGAAAGAUGUGGAUAUUGGUCUCUUAAUUGAAAGUCUUUCAGUUGUUUAUACAACUUACUGUCCUGCUCAGUAUACCAUCUAUGAGCCAGUGAUUAGACUUAAAGGUCAAAUGAAAACCCAACUCUCUCAAAGACCCUUCAGCUCAAAAGAAGUUCAGAGCAUCUUAUUAGAAACUCAUCAUCUAAAGAAUCUCCAACCUACUGAAUAUAAAACUAUUCAAGGCAUUCUGCACGAAAUUGGUGGAACUGGCAUAUUUGUUUUUCUCUUUGCCAGGGUUGUUGAACUCAGUAGCUGUGAAGAAACUCAAGCAUUAGCACUGCGAGUUAUACUCUCAUUAAUUAAAUACAACCAACAAAGAGUACAUGAAUUAGAAAAUUGUAAUGGACUUUCUAUGAUUCAUCAGGUGUUGAUCAAACAAAAAUGCAUUGUUGGGUUUUACAUUUUGAAGACCCUUCUUGAAGGAUGCUGUGGUGAAGAUAUUAUUUGUAUGAAUGAGAAUGGAGAGUUUAAGUUGGAUGUAGACUCUAAUGCUAUAAUCCAAGAUGUUAAGCUGUUAGAGGAACUAUUGCUUGACUGGAAGAUAUGGAAUAAAGCAGAGCAAGGUGUUUGGGAAACUUUGCUAGCAGCUCUAGAAGUCCUCAUCAGAGCAGAUCACCACCAGCAGAUGUUUAAUAUUAAGCAGCUAUUGAAAGCUCAAGUGGUUCAUCACUUUCUACUGACUUGUCAGGUUUUGCAGGAAUACAAAGAGGGGCAACUCACACCCAUGCCCCGAGAGGUUUGUAGAUCAUUUGUGAAAAUUAUAGCAGAAGUCCUUGGAUCUCCUCCAGAUUUGGAAUUAUUGACAAUUAUCUUCAAUUUCCUUUUAGCAGUUCACCCUCCUACUAAUACUUACGUUUGUCACAAUCCCACGAACUUCUACUUUUCUUUGCACAUAGAUGGCAAGAUCUUUCAGGAGAAAGUACGGUCAAUCAUGUACCUGAGGCAUUCCAGCAGUGGGGGAAGGUCCCUUAUGAGCCCUGGAUUUAUGGUAAUAAGCCCAUCUGGUUUUACUGCUUCACCAUAUGAAGGAGAGAAUUCCUCUAAUAUUAUUCCACAACAGAUGGCCGCCCAUAUGCUGCGUUCUAGAAGCCUACCAGCAUUCCCUACUUCUUCACUACUAAUGCAAUCACAAAAACUGACUGGAAGUUUGGGUUGUAGUAUCGACAGGUUACAAAAUAUUGCAGAUACUUAUGUUGCCACCCAAUCAAAGAAACAAAAUUCUUUGGGGAGUUCCGACACACUGAAAAAAGGCAAAGAGGAUGCAUUCAUCAGUAGCUGUGAGUCUGCAAAAACUGUUUGUGAAAUGGAAGCUGUCCUCUCAGCCCAGGUCUCUGUCAGUGAUGUCCCAAAGGGAGUGCUGGGAUUUCCAGUGGUCAAAGCAGAUCAUAAAGAGUUGGGAGCAGAACCCAGGUCAGAAGAUGACAGUCCUGGGGAUGAGUCCUGCCCAUGCCGACCUGAUUACCUAAAGGGAUUGGCCUCCUUCCAGCGAAGCCACAGCACUAUUGCAAGCCUUGGGCUAGCUUUUCCUUCACAGAACGGAUCUGCAGCUGUUGGCCGUUGGCCAAGUCUUGUUGAUAGAAACACUGAUGAUUGGGAAAACUUUGCCUAUUCUCUUGGUUAUGAGCCAAAUUACAACCGAACUGCAAGUGCUCACAGUGUAACUGAAGACUGUUUGGUACCUAUAUGCUGUGGAUUAUAUGAACUCCUAAGUGGGGUUCUUCUUAUCCUGCCUGAUGUUUUGCUUGAAGAUGUGAUGGACAAGCUUAUUCAAGCAGAUACACUUUUGGUCCUCAUUAACCACCCAUCACCAGCUAUACAACAAGGUGUUAUUAAACUAUUAGAUGCAUAUUUUGCUAGAGCAUCUAAGGAACAAAAAGAUAAAUUUCUGAAGAAUCGUGGAUUUUCCUUGCUAGCCAACCAGUUGUAUCUUCAUCGAGGAACUCAAGAAUUGUUAGAAUGCUUCAUCGAAAUGUUCUUUGGUCGACAUAUUGGCCUUGAUGAAGAAUUUGAUCUGGAAGAUGUGAGAAACAUGGGAUUGUUUCAGAAGUGGUCUGUCAUUCCUAUUCUGGGACUAAUAGAGACCUCUCUAUAUGACAACAUACUCUUGCAUAAUGCUCUUUUACUUCUUCUCCAAAUUUUAAAUUCUUGUUCUAAGGUAGCAGAUAUGUUGCUGGAUAAUGGUCUGCUCUAUGUGUUAUGUAAUACAGUAGCAGCCCUGAAUGGAUUAGAAAAGAACAUUCCCGUGAGUGAAUAUAAAUUGCUUGCUUGUGAUAUACAGCAACUUUUCAUAGCAGUUACAAUUCAUGCUUGCAGUUCCUCAGGCUCACAAUAUUUUAGGGUUAUUGAAGACCUUAUUGUGAUGCUUGGAUAUCUUCAAAAUAGCAAAAACAAGAGGACACAAAAUAUGGCAGUUGCACUACAGCUUAGAGUUCUCCAGGCUGCUAUGGAAUUUAUAAGGACCACCGCAAAUCAUGACUCUGAAAACCUCACAGAUUCACUCCAGUCACCUUCUGCUCCCCAUCAUGCAAUAGUUCAAAAGCGGAAAAGCAUUGCUGGUUCAAUUCCAAUGAAGGGUUCCAUUAUUCCUCAUCUACCAAGACAUCAUUUUGGUUCCUAUGGUCAACUUCCGAUGCCCUUCUCCUUCAGUCCAUUAAAUCAAGACUCAUCCCCCCAGUUUUCUCCUGGAUGCACUACCUGUGUUGUACCUCCUGGAGCAGGUCCUCGAAAAUUUCCCCUUGCUCAAACUGAAUCGCUUCUGAUGAAAAUGCGUUCAGUGGCAAAUGAUGAGCUUCAUGUGAUGAUGCAACGGAGAAUGAGCCAGGAGAACCCUAGCCAAGCAACUGAAACGGAACUUGCACAGAGACUACAGAGGCUCACUGUUUUAGCAGUCAACAGGAUUAUUUAUCAAGAAUUUAAUUCAGACAUUAUUGACAUUUUGAGAACUCCAGAAAAUGUAACUCAAAGCAAGACCUCAGUUUUCCAGACUGAAAUUUCUGAGGAAAAUAUUCAUCAUGAACCGUCUUCUGUUUUCAAUCCGUUUCAGAAAGAAAUUUUUACAUAUCUGGUAGAAGGAUUCAAAGUAUCUAUUGGUUCAAGUAAAGCCAGUGGUUCCAAGCAGCAAUGGACUAAAAUUCUGUGGUCUUGUAAGGAGACCUUCCGAAUGCAGCUUGGGAGACUACUAGUGCAUAUUUUGUCGCCAGCCCACACUGCACAAGAGAGAAAGCAAAUUUUUGAAAUAGUUCAUGAACCAAAUCAUCAGGAAAUACUACGAGACUGUCUCAGCCCAUCCCUACAACAUGGAGCCAAGUUAGUUUUGUAUUUGUCAGAGUUGAUACAUAAUCACCAAGAUGAAUUGACUGAAGAAGAGCUAGACACAGCAGAACUGCUUAUGAAUGCUUUGAAGUUAUGUGGUCACAAGUGCAUCCCUCCCAGUGCAUCAACAAAAGCAGACCUUAUUAAAAUGAUCAAAGAGGAACAAAAGAAAUAUGAAACUGAAGAAGGAGCGAAUAAAGCUGCUUGGCAGAAAACAGUUAACAAUAAUCAACAAAGUCUCUUUCAGCGUCUGGAUUCAAAAUCAAAGGAUAUAUCUAAAAUAGCUGCAGAUAUCACCCAGGCAGUGUCUCUCUCCCAAGGAAAUGAGAGAAAAAAGGUGAUCCAGCAUAUUAGAGGAAUGUAUAAAGUAGAUUUGAGUGCCAGCAGACAUUGGCAGGAACUUAUUCAGCAACUGACACAUGAUAGAGCAGUAUGGUAUGACCCCAUCUACUAUCCAACCUCAUGGCAGUUGGAUCCAACAGAAGGGCCAAAUCGAGAGAGGAGACGUUUACAGAGAUGUUAUUUAACUAUUCCAAAUAAGUAUCUCCUUAGGGAUAGACAGAAAUCAGAAGAUGUUGUCAAACCACCACUCUCUUACCUGUUUGAAGACAAAACUCAUUCUUCUUUCUCUUCUACUGUCAAAGACAAAGCUGCAAGUGAAUCUAUAAGAGUGAAUCGAAGAUGCAUCAGUGUUGCACCAUCUAGAGAGACAGCUGGUGAAUUGUUACUAGGUAAAUGUGGAAUGUAUUUUGUGGAAGAUAAUGCUUCUGAUACAGUUGAAAGUUCGAGCCUUCAGGGAGAGUUGGAACCAGCAUCAUUUUCCUGGACAUAUGAAGAAAUUAAAGAAGUUCACAAGCGUUGGUGGCAAUUGAGAGAUAAUGCUGUAGAAAUCUUUCUAACAAAUGGCAGAACACUCCUGUUGGCAUUUGAUAACACCAAGGUUCGUGAUGAUGUAUACCACAAUAUACUCACAAAUAACCUCCCUAAUCUUCUGGAAUAUGGUAACAUCACCGCUCUGACAAAUUUAUGGUAUACUGGGCAAAUUACUAAUUUUGAAUAUUUGACUCACUUAAACAAACAUGCUGGCCGAUCCUUCAAUGAUCUCAUGCAGUAUCCUGUGUUCCCAUUUAUACUUGCUGACUACGUUAGUGAGACACUUGACCUCAGUGAUCCGUUGAUAUACAGAAAUCUCUCUAAGCCUAUAGCUGUUCAGUAUAAAGAAAAAGAAGAUCGUUAUGUGGACACAUACAAGUACUUGGAGGAAGAGUACCGCAAAGGAGCCAGAGAAGAUGACCCCAUGCCUCCCGUGCAGCCCUAUCACUAUGGCUCCCACUAUUCCAACAGCGGCACUGUGCUUCACUUCCUGGUCAGGAUGCCUCCUUUCACUAAAAUGUUUUUAGCCUAUCAAGAUCAAAGUUUUGACAUUCCAGACAGAACUUUUCAUUCUACAAAUACAACUUGGCGACUCUCAUCUUUUGAAUCUAUGACUGACGUGAAAGAACUUAUCCCAGAGUUUUUCUAUCUUCCAGAGUUCCUAGUUAACCGUGAAGGUUUUGAUUUUGGUGUGCGUCAGAAUGGUGAACGGGUUAAUCACGUCAACCUUCCCCCUUGGGCACGUAAUGAUCCUCGUCUUUUUAUCCUCAUCCAUCGGCAGGCUCUAGAGUCUGACUACGUGUCGCAGAACAUCUGUCAGUGGAUUGACUUGGUGUUUGGGUAUAAGCAAAAGGGGAAGGCUUCUGUUCAAGCGAUCAAUGUUUUUCAUCCUGCUACAUAUUUUGGAAUGGAUGUCUCUGCAGUUGAAGAUCCAGUUCAGAGACGAGCGCUAGAAACCAUGAUAAAAACCUACGGGCAGACUCCCCGUCAGCUGUUCCACAUGGCCCAUGUGAGCAGACCUGGAGCCAAGCUCAGUAUUGAAGGAGAGCUUCCAGCUGCUGUGGGGUUGCUAGUGCAGUUUGCUUUCAGGGAGACCCGAGAACAGGUCAAAGAAAUCACCUAUCCGAGUCCUUUGUCAUGGAUAAAAGGCUUGAAAUGGGGGGAAUACGUGGGUUCCCCCAGUGCUCCAGUACCUGUGAUCUGCUUCAGCCAGCCCCACGGAGAAAGAUUUGGCUCUCUCCAGGCUCUGCCCACCAGAGCAAUCUGUGGUUUGUCACGGAAUUUCUGUCUUCUGAUGACAUAUAGCAAGGAACAAGGUGUGAGAAGCAUGAACAGUACGGACAUUCAGUGGUCAGCCAUCCUGAGCUGGGGAUAUGCUGAUAAUAUUUUAAGGUUGAAGAGUAAACAAAGUGAGCCUCCAGUAAACUUCAUUCAAAGUUCACAACAGUACCAGGUGACUAGUUGUGCUUGGGUGCCUGACAGUUGCCAGCUGUUUACUGGAAGCAAAUGCGGUGUCAUCACAGCCUACGCAAACAGACUUACAAGCAGCACGCCAUCAGAAAUAGAAAUGGAGACUCAAAUACAUCUCUAUGGUCACACAGAAGAGAUAACCAGCUUAUUUGUUUGCAAACCAUACAGUAUACUGAUAAGUGUGAGCAGAGACGGAACCUGCAUCAUAUGGGAUUUAAACAGGUUAUGCUAUGUACAAAGUCUGGCGGGACACAAAAGCCCUGUCACAGCUGUCUCUGCCAGUGAAACCUCAGGUGAUAUUGCUACUGUGUGUGAUUCAGCUGGCGGAGGCAGUGACCUCAGACUCUGGACGGUGAACGGGGAUCUCGUUGGACAUGUCCACUGCAGGGAGAUCAUCUGUUCCGUGGCUUUCUCCAACCAGCCUGAGGGAAUAUCUAUCAAUGUAAUCGCUGGGGGAUUAGAAAAUGGAAUUGUAAGGUUAUGGAGCACAUGGGACUUAAAGCCUGUGAGAGAAAUUACAUUUCCCAAAUCAAAUAAGCCCAUCAUCAGCCUUACAUUUUCUUGUGAUGGCCACCAUUUGUACACAGCAAACAGUGAUGGGACCGUGAUUGCCUGGUGUCGGAAGGACCAGCAGCGCUUGAAACAGCCAAUGUUCUAUUCCUUCCUUAGCAGCUAUGCAGCCGGGUGAAUGCGAAUGAACUUCACGUUCUCCAAAGCACUUUAACUCCAAACUAGAUUUGUUGACUUCACCAGUUUUAGGAGGUUGAACCUAAAGAAAUGGAUGACUGGACAAACCAUCCAAAUAAUGAUAAAGUCUAUUCAUCUGCACAAAAUUCUGGAGAGUCACAUGAUCCUAAGAGGAAAGUUCUGUUCUAUUUUACUGAUAAUCUGGAAGAUUGUGUCAAUAUGCACUAGCCAACAAGUUUUAAGCCUCGCAUGGUACAUUAAAAUGAUAUUCUUAAAAUUUUUUCCCACCAAGGUAUUCCAAAGAAAAUAUUAAGGUCUCCCCUUUUUCUAUGAUUCCAAAAGGAUCAGUAGAAUUUAAAUUGGUUGGUUAAUUGUUUAUAUAAAACACACUAAAAUUAUAUUUUAAAAGUUUUCUGCCAUGAAAUACUCCUCCCACCACACACACAUGCUCCAAAAGAGGAAAGAAAAAAAGAUAAUUUUUAGGACUUGAUAAUUGCUUUCUUUGAGAAGCAAAUUAUUCAGUAGGUGCCUCUGUACCAAAUAUUUUAUGGAAUAUCUAAAUACUAAAAUAAACUAUGAAUGAAUCUCAAAAUUAGGCAGUUUUUGCCAGUUGCCUUCUUAGCUCAAAGGAGAACCAGAAUUUUUUUGACAGCCACAAACAAGAAUACAGGUAUCUUGGAUUUCAGACACAUUCUGUUUCUUCAUAAAAAUUUUACUUAAAAUCUGUAACGCUAGAUAUUGACUAUCCUUAGUUGAGUCACUGAGGUUUAAACACAAUGGUAAGUCUUAAAGUCUGCUAUUUACAGAGCAUUGAAUCUGUACCAAUUUGCAAUAGAAAGCCUUCAGUAUGCAAGAAGUUUGCAUGGGUAUUAAGAACACAGCCUAAAUAAGGCAUUUGAUCUAAUCUGCAGGAAGAAUUUUCUUCCCCAAAACAGAAUUAUAAAAGCUUACUUUAAACAGGAAGCAGAAUAAUUCUUUUAGGAAACCAUUUCAUUCUGUUUCUACUAACCUAUACCAUCUGAGAAUUCUAGGAAGAAUAAUAAAAUCUCGUGUAUUCCACAGCAAACUUACAUACCAUAAAGACAGAAUUCCUAAACAUCUUGGAGCCGUCUGUCUCUCCCAUAUGAUGGCUGUCUGUAUAUUUUUACUUGGGGUGCUGCUUUAUUGGCUUUGAAAACACUGUCAGAUAAGCUCAGUAAUAUGUUACCAUGGGAUAAAAAUAUGUAUCCCUGCCUAAGAAUAACUUGUGCAUUUGUUAUGGAAAUUUAAUUCAUAUGGUGUUUACAGUACUACUUUUGUAACUUCCAGACUUUCUAAAACAUUCUGCUUAAAAACCAUAUAAAAUAUAAUUCCAAAGUCUCUGCUGUCAAGAUAGAUUCGAGAGAAAGCAAGUGGCCAUGUAUGCUUUAACCUUAAACUGCAUACACAUGUAGUGAUACCUAGGCUGCAUUUAGAUCACCGUGUGCUCAGGCCAGGUGUGAAUCCUGAGGUCCAUGGAGGUGCAGAGAUGAGAUUACUCCUAUUCACGUUGAAGUGAUUUGCUUUGUUAACAAAAAGUUGCAGCUAUUGUCUAGCUUUCAUUUUUUUACUGAGAACUUUAAAUUAGUCCCCUAUUAGAAUAGGGUUGCUACUCAUCUUUUUUUAAAAACCGAAUUUCAUCAUUUAUCUAAAGAGAAAAUAUGCAGAAUAACUGGUCUUGUUAAGAGUGCAAUAUUAUAUUUUUAUGUAAAAAUAAAAAUUAAUUUGGGGGGAUUAUUUAUUCAGCAUGAAACCUAAUAUGUAUAUGUUUGAAAUACUUCAUAAUGUGCAUGUUGUAGCAAACAUUUCUGUAAAUUAUCACAAGCUCUGUUACCUUUAUAUACACUGCCUCUUCAAUUUGGAAAUAAAUUUCAUAAAAAUAGA